UCAUUCCUUCCUGCAGCUGUGGUGAGAUGUUCUGCUCCUGCCAUGGCCAGAGCUCUGUUUCCAUGGGGGGUCCUCAGAAAGCCUCUGUACGUCCAGGCCAGAUUCUCCUACCUCCACAUGAAGUACCUGUUCUUCUCCUGGCUGGCGGUGUUCGUGGGGAGCUGGAUAGUGUACGUGGAGUAUUCAUCCUACACAGAGCUGUGCCGAGGACACGACUGCAAAGACUCAAUAUGCGACAAAUUCAGAAAGGGAGUGAUCGACGGCUCUGCCUGCAGCAGCAUGUGUGAGAAAGACACGCUCUACCUGGGAAAGUGCUUCACCGUCAAGCCCAGCAGCCAGGUGUACUCAGGGAGCUGGGGCGAUCUGGAGGGGGUCAUCAAGUGCCAGAUGGAGGAGGCUCCACGUUACGACAUGGGAGGCGAGCUGGAGCCCAGGAAGGAGACGGCCUUCAACAAGCCUGCCAAGGGGACCUCUGUGGAGAAGUUCAGAGAAAUGAUCCUCAACCACCUAAAGGCCAAAGUUGGGGAUCAAGCCAACCUUGCGGAUCUUUCAACGCAAGUGCUGUCCAUCGCGGACGCCAACAAGGACGGCCACAUCUCCCUGCCGGAGGCUCGCUCCACGUGGGCUCUGCUCCAGCUCAACGAGUUCCUGCUGGCUCUCGUCCUGCAGGACCGAGAGCACACGCCCAAGCUGCUGGGCUUCUGCGGAGAUCUGUACAUGAUGGAGAAGGUGCCUCACGCGCCUCUGUACGGGAUCAGCCUGCCCUGGGUGGUGGAGGUGUGGAUCCCCGCCGGCCUGCGUCGCAGCAUGGACCAGUGGUUCACGCCCUCCUGGCCGCACAAGGCCAAGAUCUCCAUCGGGCUGCUGGAGCUGGUGGAGGACAUCUUCCACGGCACGUUCGGCAGCUUCCUCAUGUGCGACGUCAGCGCCGCCGCCUUCGGCUACAACGACCGCCACGACUUCAAGGUGACGGACGCGCGGCACAUCGUCCCCGAAGCCGUCUUCCAGGAGGACAUCCGGCAGCAGCGCUGCGACGCGGACGAGGACUGCCUGUACGGCGCCGACUGCCUCACGACCUGCGACCUCACCAAGCACCGCUGCACGCCCGAGGUCACCCGGCCCAACCUGGCCAAGGCCUGCGACGCGCUCAAGGACUACAUCCUGAGGGGGGCGCCGUCCGACGUGAGCGAGGAGCUGGAGAAGCAGCUGUACGCCUGCAUCGCGCUGAAGGGCUCCGCAGAGCAGACGGAAAUCGAACACUCCCUCAUUCUGAACAACCUCAAGACUUUACUGUGGAAGAAAAUCUCUCACACGAAGGAUUCCUAGUCGAGUCAGAAGUCUU
Salarias fasciatus (jewelled blenny) is the source of this 1342-nucleotide messenger RNA. It is a transcript of the gene dipk1ab, whose product is annotated as divergent protein kinase domain 1Ab. Bases 43 to 1326 code for a protein of 427 amino acids. The record is from RefSeq and is a predicted model, not a curated record. The transcript has 5 exons. Lineage: Eukaryota; Metazoa; Chordata; Actinopteri; Blenniiformes; Blenniidae.